Impatiens glandulifera is the source of this 417-nucleotide messenger RNA. RefSeq lists its product as uncharacterized. The record is from RefSeq and is a predicted model, not a curated record. The transcript has a single exon. Lineage: Eukaryota; Viridiplantae; Streptophyta; Magnoliopsida; Ericales; Balsaminaceae. The coding region runs from base 1 to 417 and encodes 138 amino acids.
AUGGUCUAUUCAAUGAACCAAAAGAAAGUGAAUCCAAAUUCCACUAUUAUCACAGGUAAUUUAUUAAUUGCUAAUAAGUUAGCCAUUACCUUGAUAGAUACUGGAGAAACAAAUUCUUUUAUUUCUGCAUUCUAUGUGCAACAAGAUGGCUUGAAACCAGUUGAGUCAUUGGCUGUUUAUAAAAUAUCUCUACCAACUGGACCAGGUCUUAAAACUAAUAAGUUUGUUAGAGCUUGUGAAACCCAGCUCCAAAAUCACAAGAUGUUUGUGGAUCUUGUGGUGGUGGAGAUGUCUGGAUUUGAUGUUAUUUUAGGAAUGGACUGGCUACUCCGUCAUGAGGCUCAAAUCAAUUGUAGAGAAAAGUAUGUGGCACUAAUUGAUCAUGAUGGGAAGGCCUUUCUGUUCCAAGCUCAAUAG